Molecule: messenger RNA, 1086 nt
Organism: Trichoderma virens Gv29-8
Lineage: Eukaryota; Fungi; Ascomycota; Sordariomycetes; Hypocreales; Hypocreaceae
Exons: 1
Coding region: 1-1086 (361 amino acids)
Biological process (GO): sulfate assimilation
Molecular function (GO): 3'(2'),5'-bisphosphate nucleotidase activity
Source: RefSeq, a predicted model, not a curated record
AUGGGUCACCCAGAAAUAUUCCAAAAAGAGCUAGAGACUGCCUUUGGAGCCCUUCGCCAAGCCUCCAAACUAAGUCAGCUCAUCAUCGCCUCCCAGGAUAAAGGAACCAUCACAAAGGACGACUUUAGCCCGGUCACCAUCGCCGACUUUGCCAUCCAGGCUCUCCUUAUUUGCACCUUUAAAGAUGCAUUUCCCGAAGAUACCUUUGUAGGAGAAGAGGAUGCUGCAGAUUUGCGGGCCAACGAGGCAUUAAUGAGCCGUGUCUGGGACCUUCUCAAUACCAUUGCCCAGGACGAAGACACUCAGAAGGGCGCCUGCAAGCUACCCCAGACCAAAGAUCAGAUGUGCGAUCUGAUUGAUCAGGCGGGCACGAGCCAUUCAGGGGGGGCGGGGACUGGCAGGGUCUGGGUCUUUGAUCCGAUUGAUGGCACCAAGACGUAUCUGAGGGGCGAGCUGUAUGCCAUCAACAUUGGCCUGAUUGUCGACGGCAAGCAGACUCUGGGAGUUGUUGGAUGUCCGAAUCUGUCGUUGAAUCACAAGGGCCCCCUGCGCAACAGCGAUAUUGAUCCUGAAGGCAAGGGCUGCAUCGUGUAUGCCAUCAAGGGCCACGGCGCAUUUGCGAGAUCUUUGCAUGAUGGGUCCCAAGAUGCCGUACAGUUGCCGAAACAGUCCGCAACGCAGGAACUCAGCUUCGUUACAUGUAUUGGUCUUGUUGAUUCAGCUCUCGACGGCGUUCAUGAAGUAGUUGCUGAGCGUCUGGGAGUCUCUUUUCCAGGAAGCGAUCUCGUGCCCUGGGUCCUUCGCUGGGCGGCCAUGGCUCUUGGUAUUGGCAACACGACUGUGUGGGUUUACAAGCGCCGCGAUCGAUUUGCAAAGUCUUGGGAUCAUUCUGGUGCCAUGCUUCUCUUUGAAGAGACUGGCGGCAAGAUUACAGAUGUGCAUGGCAAAGACAUUGAUCUGUCGGCUGGAAGGAAGCUGAGUGCCAACUUUGGGUUUGUGGCUGCGCCGGUAGCGGUCCAUGAUAAAGUACUCAAGGCUGUGCAUGAUGUGUUGAAAGAGCAAGGAAGAGAUGCAUUUUUGCAAUAA